This is a messenger RNA of Conger conger (European conger), 1512 nucleotides long. It is a transcript of the gene ostf1, whose product is annotated as osteoclast stimulating factor 1. Gene Ontology annotation, biological process: signal transduction. The record is from RefSeq and is a predicted model, not a curated record. Lineage: Eukaryota; Metazoa; Chordata; Actinopteri; Anguilliformes; Congridae. The coding region runs from base 175 to 819 and encodes 214 amino acids. Gene Ontology annotation, molecular function: protein binding. The transcript has 10 exons.
CUGCGUACAGUGUUGUUGAGACAGGCAUGCGUCGUGCAACUUUUCCGCAUCGCGCUGCAGUUCUACAUUUUCUGCACUUCCUCAUUGAGAGUUGCUCUGGGUGAAUGCGUUUCUCGUACAUUUUAAAUACUUAAAACAGUCCUUUUGUAAUAAUAUAGAACGAAACAACCAGAGAUGUCAAAGCCUCCUCCAAAACCGGCCAAACCAGGCCAAGUCAAGGUCUUCAGAGCUCUCUUCAGCUUUGAACCCAGAACUCCGGAUGAACUGUACUUUGAAGAAGGAGACAUUUUGUACAUUUCAGACAUGAGCGACAGCAACUGGUGGAAGGGAACCUGCAGGGGUCGAACGGGCCUGAUCCCCAGUAAUUACGUGGCUGAGCAUGCUGAGUCGAUAGAUAACCCCAUGCAUGAAGCCGCCAAACGAGGAAACCUGAGCUGGCUGCGGGAAUGCCUGGAUAACAAGGUGGGAAUCAACGGACUGGACAAGGCUGGGAACACUGCCCUGUACUGGGCCUGCCACGGCGGACACAAAGAUGUGGUGGACCUCUUACUGGGACACGCCAACAUCGAGCUGAACCAACAGAAUAAACUGGGAGAUACUGCGAUUCAUGCAGCCGCGUGGAAAGGCUACUCAGACAUCGUGGAGAUGCUGCUCAACAAGAACGCCAGGACGGAUGUCCUCAACAAUGAGAAGAAGCUAGCCCUGGAGAUGGCCACCAAUGCACAGUGCGCAUCCCUACUGAAGAGAAAACUACAAAUCAGCUCGAGUCGAACACUCAGCAAUGCGGAGGAGUACCUGGACGAUGAGGAUUCUGACUGAGCGGCCCCAGGGUUGAGCUUCCUCAGCCCGGGGCGAGGGCCAGGCUGCGUGGGGCCUGGGGUGGGGGGAGCUUGGUCCGGUUAGCGGUUAGCGACUGCGCACAUUCCACACAAAAAUAAAAGGAAAUAAACAUAUUAGCUCCACAAACAGAGAAACCAUCAUUCAAAGUUCUUUGUGAAAACGAUUCAUUAUAUUGUUAAACUGGCCCUGUCUGAUUUUAGGGAUUUAUAAACCACGUUUGUUGGCACUCUGCAGUUUGGGUAAAGAAAUACAGCGGGAGUGAGACGCGUUCCCCUCCUGAUUUUUUUUUUUUGUUUGUUUGUGAUUGAAUUUGAGAUCCUGUUUCCAACGCCCCUCUUCCUCUGUAUAUACCUUAAAACUGCUGCUCUUCUCAUUUCGCACAUUCUAGUGCCUCAAGGAGAGUCUGUAUUAAUCUUCGUAUUCAAACAGUUUUAAUACAAACAGUGGACCAAUCAUUAAAUAUUUAAGAGCUGAAUGCAACGGCAUUGAAAAGUCAUUCUACUUUUAUGCAAUUUUUUUUCUUUUUGCGGUUUUUGUGAGCAAUACAGCUAUUAUUCUGUAUCUUCAUUUUUCUUUGAUUUUCGUUCGUACUUUUUAUUUUACAACCUCUGCUUAUCUGUCCUUUUUGAAAAAAGGAGAAAGAAAACUAUGCAAUAAAUUGAUUCUAUCUCA